Corylus avellana is the source of this 1852-nucleotide messenger RNA. It is a transcript of the gene EGY2, whose product is annotated as ethylene-dependent gravitropism-deficient and yellow-green-like 2. Gene Ontology annotation, biological process: proteolysis. Lineage: Eukaryota; Viridiplantae; Streptophyta; Magnoliopsida; Fagales; Betulaceae. The record is from RefSeq and is a predicted model, not a curated record.
UCUCUCGCUCUCUCACUUUCACAAGAUAAGCCUCAGAGACUCUGAAUCUUCUUCAAUUUUGCGAAAAACCCUAAUAAUUUAUAGCUCUCUAUGGCGUUAGGGUUUCGAUUGGACUAAAGCCUUUCUUGCACUCCGAAAAUGAAUGUUUCGGUAACUUUUCGCGGGAAUUUUGUCCCCAUAUCGCAGUGCAGCUCUUGUUGCGAUCUUCGUUUUCAGCCGUACUUUGCUUCCUCGACAGGGUCUCGGAGAAAGCGGUGUCGUUGGAGCUCCUUGAAGUUGGACCAGGUUUCAAGACUUUGUGGGAAGCGAGAGAUUGCUUGUAGAGCGACUGAGACACCGACUGAACCAGAUAGCAAUGACGAUAAGGAAAAAGAAGUGGAUAAUGAUGGGGAAAUGCCACAUUCCACUUCUUCCUCUGUGCAAAAUGACCCCCAGCCUGAUUCUCGGCCUUUUGUUCCCGAACAAGUAAACAACAGUGAUGAGGAAACUCAGGCUCAAGGUGGAGUCCAGGAUGUUGAUAGUGUAGAAGUUGCAAGUGGAUCACCUCUGCCAGGUGUGAAGCCGCAGCAACUGGAUGAAUUGAUCAGGAUUCCAAAGGAAACAAUUGAAAUUUUUAGGAAUCAAGUGUUUGGCUUUGAUACUUUUUUCGUGACAAGCCAGGAUCCGUAUGAGGGUGGAGUGUUGUUCAAAGGGAACCUGCGAGGGCAGGCUGCUAAAAGUUAUGAAAAGAUAGCAAAGAGAUUGCAGGAUAAUUUUGGGGAUCUAUAUAAGCUUUUUCUUCUGGUCAAUCCUGAGGAUGAUAAACCAGUGGCAGUUGUAGUUCCACGAAAGACCUUGCAACCAGAGACAACUGCUGUCCCAGAGUGGUUUGCUGCUGGGGCCUUUGGAUUGGUCACAGUGUUUACCUUACUACUUCGGAAUGUGCCUGCUUUGCAGUCCAACUUACUAUCAACUUUUGACAAUCUCGACUUGUUAAAAGAUGGCCUACCUGGAGCAUUAGUAACUGCACUUAUCCUGGGGGUACAUGAACUCAGCCACAUUUUCGUUGCAAAUAGCAUUGGAAUUAAGCUUGGUGUCCCAUACUUCGUUCCUAGUUGGCAGAUAGGCUCUUUUGGUGCUAUUACAAGGAUUAUAAAUAUCGUACCUAAACGUGAAGAUCUUCUGAAGGUUGCAACAGCAGGACCUUUAGCCGGGUUUUCAUUUGGUCUUGUUCUUUUGCUUUUAGGGUUCCUCCUACCACCUACAGAUGGUAUUGGUGUUGUUGUCGAUGCUUCUGUAUUUCAUGAGUCAUUUCUUGCCGGGGGUAUUGCAAAGCUACUUCUCGGCAACGUGCUCAAGGAAGGCACUUCCAUAUCUCUUAAUCCUCUUGUACUAUGGGCAUGGGCCGGACUCCUUAUUAAUGCCAUCAACAGCAUCCCUGCUGGAGAGCUUGAUGGAGGGAGAAUCUGUUUUUCCAUAUGGGGAAGAAAGGCUUCAGCUCGCGUCACAGGUGCCUCUAUCGUGCUGCUUGGAUUAUCAUCACUAUUUAGUGAUGUGGCAUUUUAUUGGGUAGUUCUGAUAUUCUUCUUACAAAGGGGGCCAAUUGCUCCACUUUCUGAGGAAAUAACUGAUCCUGAUGAAAAGUACGUUGCCCUUGGAGUACUAGUUUUGGCUUUAGGUUUGCUAGUAUGCUUACCAUACCCAUUCCCCUUUACAGAUGAAGCAAUUACAAGUUUCUAGAAACACUUUCCGCAUACGCUCUAAACCAUCUGAUAGAAUUGAAAAGCCAUUUUGGUAGGAUCUGUCUUAGAAAAUUACUCAAAUGUAUUGUUUCACACGAAUAAUAUUUCGGAAAAGUAUCCGUUUUUCUUAA